GAGGAGAUCCUCUCGGGCGGGCGGGCGGGCGCGGAGUCUGGGGGCCGCCGCUCCCCCCUCCGGGUCCGCGGAGGCGCCUGGCCCCUCCUCCCCCGCCGCCCCCACCCCUGCCGCUGCUGUCAAAGAUAAACUCGGCCGUUGCAGGAGCAGUGGCAGCCGGCGAUCCCGGGGAAGAGCCUCGGGCGCGGCCUCGCCUGGACCGCAUCAGCACCGCGGACAGCACAGCCGCCGCCCCUAGGACCUAGGCGCGGAGGACCCCCCUGCCUACCCACGCCCAGGCCCGGCGACCGCAUCAGCACCGCGGACAGCGCCCGGGCCCAUCUUGUCGCCGCCAGCCCACCUACCCCCCGAGUCAGCACCGUGGACAGCCCCCCCUCGACUGGCCCCUCCACAGGCUCGGAGCGCUCAGCGCCCCCGGAACAUGGCCACCGAGGUCCACAAUUUGCAGGAGCUCCGGCGGAGUGCCUCGCUGGCCACCAAGGUCUUUAUCCAGAGAGACUACAGUGAUGGGACCAUCUGUCAAUUCCAGACCAAAUUCCCCCCAGAACUGGACAGCCGGAUUGAGCGGCAGCUCUUUGAGGAGACUGUGAAGACCCUGAACGGCUUCUACGCGGAGGCCGAGAAGGUUGGGGGCAGCUCCUACCUGGAGGGCUGCCUGGCCUGUGCCACGGCCUACUUCAUCUUCCUGUGCAUGGAGACCCACUACGAGAAGGUUCUCAAGAAGAUUUCCCGCUACAUCCAGGAACAGAAUGAGAAGGUCUUUGCCCCUCGAGGUCUCCUGCUCACGGACCCUGUGGAGCGAGGGAUGAGGGUUAUUGAGAUCUCCAUUUAUGAAGACCGGUGCAGCAGUGGCAGCUCCAGCAGCGGCAGCAGCAGCGGCAGCGGCAGCAGCAGUGGCGGGGGUGGUGGGGCGGGGGCCCGGUGACUGGCCGAGAGUCCCUGCAGGGAGGCGUACGCCCGGAAAGAAGGCCUGGCAGACCUGCGGCGGCUGCGUUACCAGAGCACUCGCUUCUGAUUAUUCGCGGGGCCCACCUGCUAUCGGGGCGGGAGGGAGGGAGACUGGCCUUGCGUUUCCUGCAGGCCAUCAACCCGCGCCGCCUGCCCCCCACCCCUUGGCAGGAUGGUCCACUUCCUGACCUGGCUCUUCCCCCUGGGGCUGGUCUGGGUCACAUGGAGGCUGGGGGUGGGGACAACACAAUUUGGACGGCUCCUUUCUUCUGCGGUUCUUCUCCCAACACCGCAGAGGGUGCCCAGGUCUGUCAUAUAGAGAAUUCCCAUCCUGCAUGAUUUCUCACCCCAAGCCCCACGACCACCAGGACUCUCUCCCCUUGGGGCCUUGCUCCCCGUGGCUGUCUUCCAGAAUCUGUGCUUCCUGAUGCCACCCCAUGGCCUCUGCCUAUGAUCCUAUCUCCACCGAAUUCCAGGUCUAGGGAGACGGGAGGGGUCAGAUUGUGGGCGCAGCUGUGAGCUGCUCAGCCCCCCUCCUGACCUCUUCUAGACCUGUGGCUUCCCUGCUCUCCACCCAAAGCCUGAAGCCAUCUUGGCCUUGCCAAGUAGCAUCUAACUCCUGAGACUUUGCAAGCCACCAGGUGCUGGUCAUGGAACACACAGCCUGGGCUCUGGGGGGUUGUGGGGGGCUGGAGAACUGCUUCACGGAGAGAUGUGGCCUUGGGGGGAUUGACCCUCGAGAACCAGAGCCAAGUUCCUGAGAUUAGAACCUGCAUGUAUGUGAGAAUAAGUGUGUGCGCGUGAGGCACUUGUGUGAGCACACUACUGCAUAAAUACAUGUGUGUGUGUAUGUGUAGGUGAGUCCAUGUGUGAGUGCACCUGUGUGAGUUUAUGUGUACACACGUGUGAGUGCACAUGUGUGUGAGAGCGUACUUGUAUGUUCCUUGCUGCUAGGCCAAUGACUGCCCCUCUCUGUAUCCUGUCUUGUCUUCGUGAGUGAUGGUCUUUGGCUGCUUCCCUGCACGGGUCCAGCCUGUCCCCCUGUAAAUAAAUGUCCUAAUGCUGCUUCCCCUCGCCUGGGGCUGCCAGCUUGGCUCUUCUUCCUGGUCUUUCCCCCACCUGGAAGGUCCUCCCCAUCUUCUGACUACUGUGUACAUGCUAGUAGAAGAGAAGCUGGGGUUCUAGGAGGGCAGAGUCAACCUUCCAGGGCCUUCUGUGCCUCUCUUCCAGCCCCAUGACAAGGCCACAGGGCCGCAGAUGCUACAUAUCAAGCCUGCCCAGGUUCUGGGGCUCUCUCAGGCUGUGUAAGAAAGCCUUUCUUGGAUGUUCAAAGGAGCUGGCAACCAGCAGGGGAAAAGGCAAACUCCUUUCUUGAAAGGAAAUAGAGGUGUCUAGGUAAUGAGUCCCUGCCUGCUGAGGCCCAGGGGACCAGUGGGAGGGAAGCUGCCCCAUCCUGGUGCCCUGAAGAUGGACAGAAGGAACCUGCCUGCUUCAGCUGGCAAGAAGUGCUAGAAGUGGAUAUGACAGACCAGCCACUGCAGGUAGCUUUCUGGAACCAAAGAGGGGCCUGAUUUUCUCUUGCACACAGGAGCAGCGUGUGGGAAGGAGGUGCCUCCCAGAGAGCUGGAGAGGGCAGACCAGCCCCUGAGCCUAAGUGGGCCCUGGUCCAAGACUUGACCCAGAGAGCUGUAUCUCAGUGGGCUCCGCCACAGACCCCCAAACCUCUGGACCAGGCCUGGGCCCACCCUGGCGCCCUGUGUGGUUGGGCCUUGUGUCUGACCUGUGCCUCUCCCGUGGAAUGGCUGGGCACAGGUAAUGUGGUGGCCUUUUCUUUUAUUAUUUCUUUUUUCAAUAAAAGGACUUGCCUAA
Rhinolophus ferrumequinum (greater horseshoe bat) is the source of this 2817-nucleotide messenger RNA. It is a transcript of the gene GOLGA7B, whose product is annotated as golgin A7 family member B. The coding region runs from base 422 to 925 and encodes 167 amino acids. Lineage: Eukaryota; Metazoa; Chordata; Mammalia; Chiroptera; Rhinolophidae. The record is from RefSeq and is a predicted model, not a curated record. Gene Ontology annotation, biological process: protein targeting to membrane; peptidyl-L-cysteine S-palmitoylation. Gene Ontology annotation, cellular component: palmitoyltransferase complex. The transcript has 5 exons.